AUUAAAUGUUCCUGUUGGCCGCUGGGCGGCGCUGCGUUUUACAGGACUGGAAACUGGUCCGUUUCCGUUUCCGGUUGCGGGUCAGUCCCAGCUCGUUUUGUUUGGGUUCUUUCUCCGCCGUCUGUUGUUGUUUCCUAAGCCGCUCUCAUGUACCGGACGCCGGACCGACCUCAGCGGAGCCCCGCAGCCCCGCGGCCGGCUGGGAGAUUCGCCUCCCCGGCCUCCGGCUGGGGUUACCCCCGCUCGCCCUACGGAGGCUCCGGGCAACGGGGAGCAUCUCCCCGCGGCUGCCCCGCUUACUCUCCGGCUUCCCCGGGUUACUCCCCGGGCUACUCCCCGGGCUACUCCCCGGGCUCUCACCGAGGAUACAGGGACGGCUCCCCGGCGGGGUUCGGCAACGGGUCCCGGGGGUUCGGGGACUCUCCAGCCGGGUUCGGCAACGGGUCCCGGGGAUUCGGCAACGGGUCCCGGGGUCUCGGGGGGCAAAUGCGGCGCAGAGGAAGCGGAGGUUUACGGCGACCUCAGUCCUUUAGUCCCGCCUCAGCUAACUUCCAGGUGGAGAAGUACUUCAGUCCGUCGAUGCUGCAGGAUCCCUGGGCAGCUCUGCAGCCCGUCGCCGACAGGAAGUAACCAGCAAGAGACACUCAACAGACAGGAAGUAAACAGCAAGAGACACUCAACAGACAGGAAGUAAACAGCAAGAGACACCGACAGACAGGAAGUAACCAGCAAGAGACACUCAACAGACAGGAAGUAAACAGCAAGAGACACUCAAAAAACAGGAAGUAACCAGCAAGAGACACCGACCGACAGGAAGUAACAACAAAACAUCAGCAGCACCACACACAGUUUCUCUGAGCGUGCUCAGUAGAUCAGCUGAUCAGAGAGAAGACCUUCUGAGCGCGCUCAGUAACCAGCACAUGUCACUGAUUUCAGGGAUUUUUACUCAAUGAACUGACGAUGUUUUUAACAAACUUUUUACGUUUUUAAGCGACCAAUUCUUCUUCUUCGAGUGUUUUAUU
Messenger RNA from Etheostoma spectabile (orangethroat darter), 1022 nucleotides. It is a transcript of the gene mplkip, whose product is annotated as M-phase specific PLK1 interacting protein. The transcript has 2 exons. Bases 148 to 630 code for a protein of 160 amino acids. The record is from RefSeq and is a predicted model, not a curated record. Lineage: Eukaryota; Metazoa; Chordata; Actinopteri; Perciformes; Percidae.